UUGAAUAUUUUGUUUUCAAUCAUUCAUCUGCAGAUCUGACCAAGUAAGCAGGGCGUGUUCCUGUAGCUUUUAGCCUUUAGCUGUGUUGUUGUUGCCUUCAACGACCGGAUUACGUAGAGCUAGAAGAGUGUGGAAAGACAUGAUGAACAUAGGCGCUCUCUUGGUGGUGGCCGUAGUGGCUGCAUCCUCAAGCCAUGCGUUUCUUGUGAAGUCGAAAAGUGGCAUGCUGAAGGAUCCCCAUGUGGAAGGGUCCAUCCCGGUUCCCCCGGCUCAAUGGUUUCAGCAAACACUGGAUCACUUCGACACUCAGGUGCUGACAACCUGGAAGCAGAGGUUCUUUGUAAAUAGCACCUUUUACAAACCUGGCGGUCCAGUUUUCCUGCAGAUCGGAGGAGAGGGCACAGCUAAUCCCGUUUGGGUUGUGGUCGGUCAGAUGAUGGUUCAGGCCCAGGCACAGAAUGCAAUGGCUAUCCUGGUGGAGCAUCGUUACUAUGGGGACAGCCACCCGACCCCUGACCUUUCUCUGAGCAACAUGCGCUAUUUGAGCAGUGAGCAAGCUCUCGCCGAUCUUGCUAAUUUCCGCGAUCAAUACGGCAGUGCGAACAACCUCAGCGAAUCCAAGUGGGUCACGUUCGGUGGCUCUUAUCCCGGCUCUCUGUCCGCUUGGGCUCGUGUGAAGUACCCACAUUUCUUCCAUGCCGCCGUUGCCAGCAGCGCACCAGUGUGGUCCGUGCUCAACUUUACACAGUACUUGGAGGUGGUGCAGAACUCUAUCGGUACUGAUGGCGGUCCCGAUUGCCUGUCGGCUGUCCAGGAUUCAAUGAAACAAGUCAACGAAAUGUUGGCCACUGCCAGUGGACGCACCCAGCUGAAGGUGAACUUCAACGCGUGCAGCCCUAUUACUAGCGACGAAAUGGAGAUUGCUACGUUUGCACAGAGCGUGGCGGGCUUGUUCAUGGGGGUAGUGCAAUACAAUCGUGACAAUGUGGCAUUUGAGGGUCGCACAGAAGUUACAAUCAGUGAUGUCUGUGAAGUGAUGACCAACAAGAGUAUUAAUGUGCCCGUGGAUAAGCUUGUUGCUGUCAGCAAGCUUCUGAAUGCCAAGAAUGGCCAAUCUGGCGAGUGUUUUGACUCUGCUUACACGGACAUGGUUUCAUCCCUGAAGAAUUCUUCGUACGGUUCUCAAGAGGGUGGGCGUCAGUGGAUGUAUCAGGUAUGCCACGAGUUUGGCUUCUUGCAGAGCUCGCAAGCCAACUCGUCGGCUCAGCCGUUUGGAAACCUUUUCCCGGUCGGCACACAGGUCCAGCUUUGUGAGGAUGUGUUUGGAGUAAACGCCAGCGGUCUCGCCAACUACAUCAGGUGGUCAAACCAGAACUACGGUUCUCUGCAUCUCAAGGGCUCACGCAUCGUCUUUCCCAACGGCAACAUUGACCCGUGGCAUGCACUGAGCGUCCUGCCCGACACCAUCGACCUCGGUACCAAUGUUGUUCCUGUUCUUAUCGAUGGCACUGCACACUGCGCUAACAUGUAUCCAUCUCGCGAGGAUGACUUGCCAUCAUUGGUCGCUGCCAGGGAGACCAUUGCCAACUUGGUCUUGCUGUACAUUCAGGAUGACAAUUAGGAACGUGCAGUAUCUGCGGGUGUGCUAUGGUCACUCAUUGACGUCGCUUUUGAGUAUUUCUGCAAUUUUCCCCUUUCUAAAUCAAGCCCUUGCUCUCUUUCCUUUCCACGCGGUUUUCUUCAGUAACUCGUUUCCGAAAACACCGUGGUAUCUUGGCUUGAUGGUAUCUUGGCUUAUUUAUCUUCCAUAUGACAUUGUCCUCGAGAUUGGGUUUCUUGGAGUGUUCUGUUGCCUUGUACAGCUGUUUGAUUUCAGUGAUGUAGCGAUACGUGAACGUCUGCCCUUUUUUGUUCUUUUUUCAACUACAUACCGGUAUACGUAGAAAGCCA
This is a messenger RNA of Sycon ciliatum, 1950 nucleotides long. Its product is annotated as putative serine protease K12H4.7. Lineage: Eukaryota; Metazoa; Porifera; Calcarea; Leucosolenida; Sycettidae. The coding region runs from base 140 to 1621 and encodes 493 amino acids. The record is from RefSeq and is a predicted model, not a curated record. Gene Ontology annotation, molecular function: dipeptidyl-peptidase activity; serine-type exopeptidase activity. The transcript has 2 exons. Gene Ontology annotation, biological process: proteolysis.